This is a messenger RNA of Neltuma alba, 1719 nucleotides long. RefSeq names its product aldehyde oxidase GLOX-like. The transcript has a single exon. Bases 1 to 1719 code for a protein of 572 amino acids. The record is from RefSeq and is a predicted model, not a curated record. Lineage: Eukaryota; Viridiplantae; Streptophyta; Magnoliopsida; Fabales; Fabaceae.
AUGGGCUUCAAGAAAGCUUCUUUACAGAUCUUCUUCUCCUCCUUCUACAUUAUAUCCCACGCCUUCCUAGUCCCUCCGGCGACGUCGUCAUCUCCCACCGCCGCCACCAAUGACAGCAGUGAAGGCGGCGGCCACUGGGUUCUCCUGCACCGAAGCAUAGGCAUUUCGGCCAUGCACAUGCAAGUGAUGAGGAACAAUAAGGUCAUCAUCUUCGACCGCACCAACUUCGGCCCCUCUAAUAUCUCUCUACCCAAUGGCCAUUGCCGCUUCAACCCUCGCGACAUGGCUCUGAAGGUUGACUGCACCGCACACUCCGUCCUCUACGACAUUGCUUCCAACUCCCUCCGCCCCCUCACCGUCCAGACUGACACCUGGUGCUCCUCCGCCGCAGUCGACCCCUCCGGCACCCUCAUCCAAACAGGCGGCUUCAAUGACGGCUACAACAAACUCCGCACUUUCACACCCUGCGACGACGACCGCUGCGACUGGAUCGAGCUCCCUGUUCCGUUAAGCAACAAUCGCUGGUACUCAUCCAAUCAGAUUCUCCCCGACGGUCGCAUUAUCAUCGUUGGUGGUCGUUCAGCUUUCACCUACGAGUUUGUCCCCAAGAAUUCAGGAAACAACAAUGGGUCUUAUUACUUUAGGUUCUUGAGAGAAACGAGGGACUCCGGACCUGGAGAAGAGAAUAAUCUUUACCCCUUCUUGCAUCUCUUGCCGGACGGGAAUCUCUUCAUCUUCGCCAAUAAACGAUCCGUUUUGUUCGACUACAUCCGGAAUCGGAUCGUCAGAGAGUACCCUGUUCUACCCGGUGACGAGAAACGUAACUACCCCAGUACCGGGUCGUCGGUUUUACUCCCCUUAAACUUAACCGGUUUGGAAGACACGACCAGGUUGCCCGACGCAGAGGUGAUGGUGUGUGGCGGUGCUUUCCCAGGUUCGUUUCCUAUGGCUGCUAAGAAGAGAGUAUUUGUGGAAGCGUCGAGAAGUUGCGGGAGGCUCCGGGUGACCGACCCGAAUCCUAAAUGGGUCAUAGAGGUUAUGCCCCUGCCCCGGGUCAUGCCCGACAUGUUGAUAUUACCCACCGGUGACUUGAUCGUCCUCAACGGUGCCCGCAAUGGGACGGCAGGGUGGGAGAAUGCCGUGAACCCUGCAUUAAACCCGGUUCUCUACAGGCCAAACGAACCCAACCGGGAUGGUAGAUUCGAGGUAUUGAGCCCCACAAAUACUGCACGGAUGUACCACUCGUCGGCGGUGCUAUUGCCGGACGGAAGAAUAUUAGUCGGAGGGAGUAACCCGCAUAGAUUGUACGACUUCAAGGCGUAUCCGCACCCGACGGAUUUGAGCUUGGAAGCGUAUUACCCGAAUUACUUGGACCCGAAAUUCAGUCCGCUGCGACCAACGAUUAUAGCGAUAGAGGCGGCGAACAAUAGGGCGUCUUACAAUGGGACCUUCUCGGUGACAUUGUCGUUGCAAGAGUACCACAGCGCUCGGGGGAUUACGGUUUCGCUGGUGGCGCCGUCGUUUACGACGCACUCGUUCGCGAUGAACCAGAGGAUGCUGGUGUUGGAUGUGGUAGUUAUGGAGCGGGUGGCCCCACAUGCUUACAAGGUUACGGCGCGUGGGCCCCCCUCCCCCAACUUGGCCCCACCUGGCUACUAUAUGCUUUACGUUGUCCACGCUGGAAUUCCUAGUGUUGCUGUCUGGCUUCAGGUCAACUGA